Molecule: messenger RNA, 5686 nt
Organism: Ailuropoda melanoleuca (giant panda)
Lineage: Eukaryota; Metazoa; Chordata; Mammalia; Carnivora; Ursidae
Gene: IL6ST
Product: interleukin 6 cytokine family signal transducer
Exons: 17
Coding region: 327-3083 (918 amino acids)
Biological process (GO): positive regulation of tyrosine phosphorylation of STAT protein; cytokine-mediated signaling pathway
Cellular component (GO): signaling receptor complex; CRLF-CLCF1 complex; membrane
Molecular function (GO): interleukin-6 binding; interleukin-6 receptor activity
Source: RefSeq, a predicted model, not a curated record
CCCCGCCGUGGGAGGAGGGCCGCGUGCCGCGUCUGCUGGAAGAAACCGGGAGCGAGCCGGAGCAGAAGCGAGGAGCCUUCAGGCCCGCGGAGCCGCGGGGGUAACGCCCGGGCGCAGCUGAGUCGGAGGCCGCGGCUGCGCGGCCGACGGGCCCGGCUAGGCCCGGCGCGGAGGGAGUCGUGCCCUGUACUGACGCGGAUGAGCGAGGCGCCACGGCCUGAGUGAGACCUAAUGAAAAGAGCAUGACUUUGGAGGCAAAAGACUUAAGUUUCAAGGUCCUGUUUCUUCACUUCCUAAUUUUGUGAUUUGGAAAUCUCUAAUGCAAGAUGUUGGCAUUGCAAACUUGGAUAGUGCACGCAUUGUUUAUUUUCUUCACCACUGAAUCUGUAGGUGAACUUCUAGAUCCAUGUGGUUAUAUCAAACCUGAAUCUCCAGUUGUACAGCUUGGCUCUAAUUUCACUGCAGUUUGUGUGCUAAAAGAAAAAUGUAUGGAUUAUUUUCAUGUAAAUGCUAGUUACAUUUUCUGGAAAACAAACCAUCUUACUGUUCCUAAAGAGCAAUAUACCAUCAUAAACAGAACGGCAUCUAGUGUCACGUUUACAGAUACGUCUUUAUUAAAUACUCAGCUCACUUGCAACAUUCGUACAUUUGGACAGAUUGAUCAGAAUGUUUAUGGAAUCAGAAUAAUUUCAGGCUUGCCUCCAGAAAAACCUAAAAAUUUGAGUUGCAUUGUGAAUGAAGGAAAGAAAAUGAUGUGUCAGUGGGAUCCUGGAAGGGAAACAUACCUGGAAACAAACUUCACUCUAAAAUCUGAAUGGGCAACAGAGAAGUUUGCUGAUUGUAAAACAAAACGUGACACCCCCACCUCAUGCACUGUUGAUUAUUCUCCUGUGUAUUUUGUCAACAUUGAAGUCUGGGUAGAAGCAGAGAAUGCCCUUGGGAAGGUUACAUCAAAUCAUAUAAAUUUUGAUCCUGUAGAUAAAGUGAAGCCCAAUCCGCCACAUAAUUUAUCUGUAAGCAACUCAGAGGAACUGUCCAGUAUCUUAAAAUUGACGUGGAUCAACUCAAGUAUUCAGGGUUUUAUAAGACUGAAAUAUAACAUUCAAUAUAGGACCAGAGAUUCCUCAAUUUGGAGCCAGAUUCCUCCUGAAGAUACAGCAUCCACCCGAUCUUCAUUCACUGUCCAGGACCUUAAACCUUUUACAGAAUAUGUGUUUAGGAUUCGUUGUAUGAAGGAAGAUGGUAAAGGAUUCUGGAGUGACUGGAGUGAAGAAGCAAGUGGUAUCACAUAUGAAGAUAGACCAUCCAAGGCACCAAGUUUCUGGUAUAAGAUAGAGCCAUCCCAUACUCAUGGCUAUAGAUCUGUACAACUCAUAUGGAAGACAUUGCCUCCUUUUGAAGCCAAUGGAAAAAUUUUGGAUUAUGAAGUGACACUUACAAGAUGGAAAUCACGUUUACAGAAUUACACAGUUAAUGACACAAAAUGGACAGUAAACAUCACGAAUGAUCGUUAUAUAGCAACUCUCACAGCAAGAAAUCUGGUUGGCAAGUCAGAUGCAGCUGUUUUAACUAUCCCGGCUUAUGACUUUCAAGCUACUCGGCCUGUAACGGAUCUUAAAGCAUUUCCCAAAGAUAAUAUGCUUUGGGUAGAAUGGACUGCUCCAAAUGAAUCUGUGAACAGAUACGUACUUGAGUGGUGUGUGUUAUCAGAUAAAGCGCCCUGUGUCCCAGACUGGCAGCAGGAAGCUGGCUCUGUACACCGCACCUAUUUAAGAGGGAACCUAGCAGAGAGCAAAUGUUACUUGAUAACAGUUACUCCAAUAUAUGCUGAUGGACCAGGAAGCCCGGAGUCUAUAAAAGCAUACCUUAAACAAGCCCCACCUUCCAAAGGACCUACUGUUCGGACAAAAAAAGUGGGGAAAAAUGAAGCUGUCUUAGAGUGGGACCAACUUCCUGUUGAUGUUCAGAAUGGAUUUAUCCGAAAUUAUACUAUAUUUUAUAGAACCAUCAUUGGAAAUGAAACCGCCGUGAAUGUGGAUUCUUCCCACACAGAAUACACAUUGUCCUCUCUGACCAGUGACACUUUGUACAUGGUACGAAUGGCAGCAUACACAGACGAAGGUGGAAAGGAUGGCCCAGAAUUCACUUUCACCACACCAAAGUUUGCUCAAGGAGAAAUUGAAGCCAUAGUUGUGCCUGUUUGCUUAGCGUUCCUGUUGACAACCCUUUUGGGAGUAUUGUUCUGCUUUAAUAAGCGAGACCUAAUUAAAAAACAUAUCUGGCCUAAUGUUCCAGAUCCUUCAAAGAGUCUUAUUGCCCAGUGGUCACCUCAUACACCCCCUAGGCAUAAUUUUAAUUCAAAAGAUCAAAUGUAUUCAGAUGGCAAUUUCACUGAUGUAAGUGUUGUGGAAAUAGAAGCAGCAAAUGACAAAAAGCCUUUUCCAGAAGAUCUGAAAUCACUGGACCUGUUCAAGAAGGAGAAAGUUAGCACUGAAGGACACAGCAGUGGUAUUGGAGGGUCUUCUUGCAUGUCCUCCUCCAGGCCCAGCAUUUCGAGCAGCGAUGAAAAUGAGUCUGCACAGAACACUUCGGGCACCGUCCAGUAUUCCACGGUGGUGCACAGUGGCUACAGACACCAGGUCCCGUCGGUCCAAGUCUUCUCAAGAUCCGAGUCCACCCAGCCCUUGUUGGAUUCUGAGGAGCGGCCGGAAGAUCUACAGCUGUUAGAUAACACAGACAGCAGUGUCGGCAAUUUUCCCAGGCAACAGUAUUUCAAACAAAACUGCAGUCAGCGUGAAACCAGCCCAGAUAGUUCACAUUCUGAAAGGUCAAAGCAAGUUUCAUCGGUCAGUGAAGAAGAGUUUGUGAGACUCAAACAGCAGAUUUCAGGUAUCUCACAGCCCUAUGGAUCUGGGCAAAUGAAAAUGUUUCAGGAAAUUUCUGUAGCAGAUGCUUUUGGCCCACGUACUGAGGGACAGGUAGAGAGACUUGAAACAGUGGGGAUGGAGGCUGCAGUUGAUGAAGGAAUGCCCAAGAGUUACCUCCCGCAGACUGUCCGACGCGGUGGCUACAUGCCUCAGUGAAGACUGGUUCCUGUACGAUUUCAGCAGCGCCUAUAAACUAAAGCUACUUUUAUCUGUUAUUUCAGAUAAAAAUAAUCUUCACUCACUGAAGAUAAGCAUUUGCCCUUCAGGACAAGAAACUGUCCUCCCCCAUGGGCUAUUUCCCUUCCAGAGUAUCUGGGAUUCUACUUUGAAGCACUACAUAAACUGACUUCGUCCUCUGAAUGGCUGAAUGAUUUUGUGCUGUUUCAGGAUGUUUGCACUGAAGAAAAACAGAAAGCUUGUCUGAAAUUUAUAAAGUAAAACUUUGGUAGCUAGAAAACAGGGUAUUUAAUAAGCAGUGAUAUACUUAGUACAGCUAUACUGCUGUCACCAGAUAAAGUGGCCGAGAUAGAGUUAAGAUAAAAAAUUGGACGAGAUCUAGGCUCUGCUUCAGCUGACAGCGUUGAGAGAGCUGCAGGUGGCCUAAUUACAUAAACCCAAUUUUUGUUGUCUGACCCAAACCAACCAAAAAAAUAGUGGGCUUAAUAUUGCCAACAGGAAGUAGUAGACAUUCUCUUCUAUUGGUAAUGAUGCUGCCAGUUACAAUUCGAGUCUGAAUUUUGCAAAUUAAAAAAAUAUUUUUGAAUAUUAUAUAAUCAUAAGUAAUCUAAGAUUUUCAAAAUUUGCUUUCUUGUCGUUAUUCACAAAUUCAGCAGAGUGCCCAGUUAAGAGCUAGGAAUGAAUGCCAAACUAUGUUAACCAUUUUAAAAAUUCUUCACCAUUUAUAAAGACUUAAAUUAUUACCAUCUUUCUAUAUAUAUAUAUAUAUAUUAUAUAUAUAUAUAUAUAUAUAUAACAUUAUUGACCCUUUUUGUUAAAAUACUAGAGAAUUUGGUUGAUGAAGCACUUUAUACAAUGUUAAAUUAAAACACAUUUUAAGGUGAAGAUACAUGUUUUGUUUUUAUUUUUAAAUAGGCCAAGAUUCAAAGAUUUUUAUUGCUAGUAAGUGUUUGAAGCAAACUAAGAGGACAUGGGCACUACUUAGCAAAAUACAACACCAUCCAGAAGCAUACGUGUUGAUGUUAGUAAAUGUCACAGCGCAUACCCUGUUGUAAUGGCACCUAAUGAAGGGAUAUUAUUUUAAUAUCUGCCAGUCCUGAGGUAGAUGGGACUUAGUUCUACAUUGUGAUUUAGAGAGAUUUUAAACUUCUCCUUGCAAGUUUUGUUCUUCCCAGAGAGAAGUGAGCUAGGGCUCCAAUGUUCACUUAACCCCACUUUCACAUUUUUGUCAUACUCUAUCCGUCACAUCUGACCAGGAGGCAGGGCUAAAGACAGAAUAAGAAGUAUGAAGAAAUUUUCAUAAAUCAUUUGUGAUUGACUAGUGCUAUAAAGUACAUUUGCAGAAAGUAUGUUUUGGUUUUCUGUCAUAUUUAAAUCACCAAAACCAGGCCAAUUUCAAAUACUUUGUAGAGGUUAUUCAAGAAUAAAAGGCUAAGAAAAGUUGCUACCCAUUGACAAUUGAAAUCUAAUUCUACUCCUUACUCUCUCAGAAUAUUGUUCAUAUUAGACCUGUUUAUUAGACGUUAUCCUUUGUAUUCUUGGCCUACUGCGUUUAGAGCCCUUUCACACGGUCUUUGUGAGGCAGGGUAGAAGCAACAUGCGAUUGGCGAAUGACAGGAUGAGAAGUACAUGAGGAAGACUGGGCACAGAGAAGCCAAAUAGGGACAGAGGGACCCCAAAGUCACACUACAGGAUAAUGGCACCACCACCAUUUAAGCCUGAUUCAAAGUAGGAUUACAUUUAUCUUGCUAAGAAUCUGUCAAGAAAUUUCUAUCGGUUUAAUUUUUCAUUUCCUCCAAGUAAGUAGUCACGUUAUUUGUAAAAAUGGUCAGCUCUACCCUUCCUCAAGAUAAACAGCAGUGGUAGGAAGAAUUCUAGUGAGACAUUUGUCCUUGAGGGCAAGGGGGCAGUUAUAAAAUGUACACUCAUAAUCUAAGGGAAUGAGAAUGAAGUCAUUGAAGAAAAAACACCGUAUAAGCAAAUCUGUUGAAACAGGUAUAGAACAUGGUGCCCUGAGUGCCCCCCACCCAUGCCGGGUGCGAGAGCACUUUAGACAUACUAAACGGAUAGUUGCUGAACCAAUAAUCCACUGAGGAAAUAGCCUUAGAUUGGAUUACUAAAAAGUGAUGCACAUCUUUGCCCAGCAAGAGAAAAAGCAUUCUUGAAACUUGCUUAAAGUUCAAAAUUACUUUCCCAAGGCAUGUCUUAGGAUAAUUUGUGGGGUUUUCUCCUUCAGGUUUUUAAGAUAAUUUGUUUUGAGGCAUGUAAACUGUAUUUUAUGUAGGCAGAGAAACAAAUUCGGUUUAUAUGAAAAUUAGUCUAUAAGUUAGUGGAUGUGGUCCUCACUAAAUCUUGAGUAUACAGAAAUUUCCUUUAAUGCUGGCAAAGCCUCUCUAUGGACAAAACUAAUGCACUGCUUCUGAUGCACUGGGCCUCAUACAGGAGUAAAAAACAGGCAUGUGUGCCACAGGUAUUGCCGUUACAGUUUGUUACUGGUGUGUUUGGUACCCUACCCACAUCCCUUACAAAGGUAUGAUAACAAGCAGCUAUGGGAAAACUCCCAGACCUAAAACCCAUUAAAA